AUGGCUAUAGCAUUCAACUUGCCGAGCGAGAGAGAGGCAGCAGAGGAGAACUUUUCACGUUUGAACCGGCUCCUUGCCGAGUUGUACGAGGUUUUAUGCCACAUCUUGGUUUCACGGCAACCUGGCCAAGAAGUUCAGGAGAGCCGGCGAGGUGAGUGCCCUCGAGAGCCCUAUAUACCACCUUACCACUUAAGAUGCAAUUCGACCUACAUCGUGAAUUUGGUUAUGGUAGUCGCCAUCCUAAAAGUGUCUCUCGCCUCGUCCCUCUUCAAUGCGGUCAGA
Messenger RNA from Brenthis ino (lesser marbled fritillary), 282 nucleotides. NCBI's taxonomy places the organism in Eukaryota, Metazoa, Arthropoda, Insecta, Lepidoptera, Nymphalidae. The record is from the annotation of a GenBank genome assembly.